ACACUGUAACCUGUUUGGUUCUGCAUGUCUUUACGCACAAGUUGGUGGUGUGUGUGGGCAAAUGGACAAGGUGUUUUUCUUCUUCUCUCUCACUUUGCUCUGGCUUUUCCCAGGUGAUUCCCAGAAGGUCGAGAUGCCUAAGAAAGAUGUGGAAGCAAUCAAGGGCCAAAUGGUGGUUCUGGAGGCCUGGUACACGCCCACAUCCAUCAUCGAGAAAAAUACAGUCAUCUGGAACUUCAUGGCCAGUGACUCCAAACAAAUUAUCUCCUAUUCCUCAGGGGAGAUUGGGAUUGGAAGUUUGGAAUUCCAGAAACGUGUUGGUUUUGCUGCGUCCAUGCCCUCCACCAACCUUUCCAUCUACAUCAACAACACGCAGGAGUCUGACUCGGGCCGUUACCUCUGCAACGUCAUCAUUCCUGGAGCACAAGGUCUUUCUGGGGAGCUGCAGCUAAAUGUUAAAGUCCCUCCCUCUACUCCAGUGUGCUCGAUGAGCGGGGAUCCUGUGCUGAGAGGGAACGUGACGCUAAGCUGUAAAUCCAGCUACGGCAAACCCGUCCCUCAGUACAAGUGGACCAAAGCUGCUCCUGUCUCUGAGGUCUACUUCUCUCCAAUGCAGAAUGAGCAGCAGGGCACCCUGAGGUUAAGCAACCUGACCAAAAGUAUGUCAGGUAAAUACGUGUGCAAGGCCAGCAACACAGCCGGGAGUGACAGCUGUCACAUCAACUUGGAAGUCUCCACCUUAAGCAAUGCCUGGCUGAUAGCAGGAGCCACUGUGGGUUCGGUUGUGGGGUUCGUGGCCCUCGUCCUGUUUCUGGUCUUCAUCUUCAGGAGGGAAUGUGAUACAGAAGAUGAAAUAGCCAAUGAGAUCAAGGAGGACGCUCAGGCUCCAAAGCGGGUUUCCUGGGCAAAGAGUGCUACCACAUCAGAUAUCAUCUCUAAGAACGGCACUCUGUCUUCUAUAGCCAACAGUCCUGCUCCUCAAGACCCUGCUCACAUGCCUAGCAACCAUUACCCAUACAUCCCUGGGCCCUGUGACUCCAUUCUCACUGCUUCAGGUGACACACAUCUGUACCCAGGAGACCCCAAUCCUCUUCAUGGGCUACCUGGAUACAACGUCAGCAAGAUGCCUCCACACCUCCACCACCAACCAAAGAAGAGCUGUACACUCAGGACUGAUGGAGCUCAGCCGCAAGCACCGAGCUCCACCCCUGUACUCAUCAGAUCAGUGCCAAUCUGUGGCGCUGUGCCUGUCACGGUAGCCGCUCAGAAACAGGUCGGUUCCCUCGUCUAGACCAAACCAGUUACCUCAAGUGGAGCAAACAGACUCACCAUUAGUCCAUAAUUGAAUUUUUUUUAUAAAUAAGGUACAAGUUCUCUAUGUAAAAUAUUAGAAGUCUGUUUUAUAAAGUAUAUCGUAAAGGAUAAGAGAAUGGUGAUAUUUUUGCCUAGAAUAGUGAAUUGCACUGAUCCAUAACAUUAAAACCACUGACAGAAGUGAAUAUCAUUGAUUAUCUCUUACAGUGGACUCGUCAAGGGAUGUUAUAUUAGGCAGCAAGUAAAUAGUCAUUUCUCGAAGUUGAUGUGUUGCAAGUGUAAAGAUCUAAGAGACUUUCACAAGGGCCAAAUUGUGAUGGUUAGACAACUGGAACAGAGCAUCUCCAGGGAAGGCUGGCUCUGAAAAAAGGUGUCUCAUCCUGCUUCUGAGUCAUCAUUCACGUCACCUGCCAGAGGUUUUAAUGUUCUAACUAAUCUUUGUAUAUCUUCAUCUUUCAAACUAUGACUAUUUUUGCAUUUAUGUUCUCAGACUCCAUUUGAUUUGACAAUUUUAU
Tachysurus vachellii is the source of this 1829-nucleotide messenger RNA. RefSeq names its product endothelial cell adhesion molecule b (gene esamb). The record is from RefSeq and is a predicted model, not a curated record. The transcript is spliced from 7 exons. Gene Ontology annotation, cellular component: adherens junction; plasma membrane. Gene Ontology annotation, biological process: homophilic cell-cell adhesion. Lineage: Eukaryota; Metazoa; Chordata; Actinopteri; Siluriformes; Bagridae. Gene Ontology annotation, molecular function: cell-cell adhesion mediator activity. The coding region runs from base 62 to 1291 and encodes 409 amino acids.